Podarcis lilfordi (Lilford's wall lizard) is the source of this 20089-nucleotide messenger RNA. Lineage: Eukaryota; Metazoa; Chordata; Lepidosauria; Squamata; Lacertidae. The record is from the annotation of a GenBank genome assembly.
GGACGAUACAGUCCACCAGGCGCUGCUUUUCGUCUAGCAGAGGGAUAAGAGCAGGAGGAGGCUCUAGCUAGAGAAAGUGAGCAGGAGAGUGGCACUGCAGAGAGCCGGCAGAGUACCACUCCAUCUCCCAAAGCUUUUCUACGGGGAACCUCUCGGCAGGUACCGCAAGAGCAGCCCGGCAUGGAUGUCUUUAAGAAAGGGUUUUCCAUUGCAAAAGAGGGUGUGGUGGCGGCCGCAGAAAAGACCAAGCAGGGAGUGACCGAAGCUGCAGAGAAGACCAAAGAAGGGGUGAUGUAUGUAGGUAAGAGUCUCUUCCUAUUACUAAGAGAUCUCUGCCUAUUAGGAGUGGCUGUUGCUGCAAUGCAACGGGGGGGGGGGGGAGAGAAAUCCACAUUUGCUGGGUGACCUUGGGGAAUGACGCUACCUUUUCCAUACCCCAGGGGCAGGUAGUCAUAUUUUCAAAGAGGGUAAAGUGAAGGUGUCCCAUAAUAUGUCCCUUGAUGAACUAGUUUUGGAAAUAUAAAGCACAUGGCAUGGUGAGAGUGAUGCCAACCUCCCCUGGACCUGUGCUUUUAGCAAGGGUUUGAAAUGCACUGAUGUAAAGGCUGCGGUUUUCUGUAUGCACUUCUUUUGGAGUACAUCCAGGGAGCAGGACUUAUUUCUGGGUACCUCUGCAAAGGAUGGAGGGGCAGGCAAGCAAAGCUCUGCUCCAGGAGAAAGCUUCACCUAGGAGCAGAGGUAGGAAAAAGGGUGGCUAACCUGAGGGAGAUCAUUUAUGAUUCAGCAUUUAAGUCAUUAUAGGUCAUCCCUUUCAUGAUGCACCGAUCUUCCCAAAGAUUUGCAAGGGGUAUGAAUGAAUGAAUGAAUGAAUGAAUGAUUUUGGUCACAGACUAGUUCCAGCCCACAUACAAUACCAAGGAAGUCAUAAAAACACGAUAGGGAUACACUUGAAUUUGCAAUUAGGAAGAUUUGCAAGGGGGUCAAGUGGCUGCCACGGUGGGUGGUGGGUGCUUUGUAUAUAUAUAUAUUUUUAAGCGCUUUUCAGCCUUGCCUUGGUUUUUGCAUUUAGUUGUGCAUCAUUUUCCCAGCAAAAGGAGCUGCUCUGAUGCAUUUAAUUGGCUGACAACAAAGUAGUAGCUUGUGUUAUCAAUUAAGGGCUGCAGAAGUUCUUGCUCCUUCUAGAAACUCAGUGGAAUUUGGCUUCAAUUUGCCCUGCAAGGAAGAUAGCCAAGUUGCCCUUGAAGCCAGGCACACAGUGGAGAAGCAUUUAUGAACAUGGCCAUGGUCUGAGACUAGAUGAGGGAUUUGUUUUCCUUUUUUGUAGCCUUUUUUUAAAGGCUGCAACCUCAUCACUGUAGGAGUAAGCCACGUUGACUUCAAUGGAAUUGACUUCUGACUAGACAUGCAUGAGUUUGCACUGUAAGUUCCUUCGAUGUUUCCCAUUCCACAGGGAGACUGCUGUUUUUACGAUGCUCCCCAGAAGGGUGCAAGCUGCUAUUCUCUAUAAUAGAAACAUUCACCCUCCAAAAGCCAUGAGCAUGUCUGAAAGCACAUAGAAACUGCGACAAACCGGUGUUCUGAAACUCAGCUGGAACCACUUGUAAUCCUGUUAGUAGCAGAUUUGCCAGGGUCUCCAAUGGCCAGAGUUGGAAAGGUAGUCAAUAACUUAUCAGAGCUGGCUCCUUCCAUUUCAAAGCAAAAAUAGAAAAUAAGUUCUCUCAGCUCAAAAGCAAAAUGUUAAGGCUGCAACAUCCUCCUUAAAGACUUCACAGAACACUUUGAAAAAUGACAUGAAAGGUUCCUUCCUACCCUCCUCUCAAAUUCUCAGUGCUGCUGGUGAUUUUACUCUAGUACUGUAGUCCUCAAUCACUUCAGUCACAUGCUCCCAAGAACCACUUUUUAAUAUUUGAGGCAUCUCCAUUCUUCUUCCUUGGGUGUCCACAGGAUUUUUUUCCAAUGGGAGAGGGAAAAAUUUGAACACCAAAAGAGGGAGCAAGCUAGUUUCUCACACACAAAACAAGAGGAAUAGUAUGCGUGCAUUUUGCUUUGUAUCUCAGGAUGUACAAAUGCUGGUUUAAAUGAAAGCUGUCAGUCUAGAUAUUAUGGUUCAACUCCCCUCUGUGGACACCUAGGCAUCCAUCUUCCUUUCUCUGUUGUGGUCCCCUCUCUCGUCUCCCCUCUUCAUCCUCUUAGAGCGGAAGUGCCCAUUCAUCACCUUGGCAAACACAUUUGCUUUGUUACAGUCAUGUGGAAUGGGAGGGAGAUGGUCACAUUGUAGCAUAGCUGUCAACCUACAGAUUUGAAAAUAAGGGACCAGCAGCCAAAAUAAGGGACCUGCAGCCUCACCUGUUCCAGGCACUCCAGUCUUCCUGUCCUCCUGCAGUCUGGUCAAACUCAUGCUGGUAGCUUCAAGAACACUGUCCAACCAACUUUGUAACCAGAGGUUCAACUGAAUAGAAUCUGAAUCACAUGCACCACAAGGCCUAUGCAGCCUCAACUUAAGAUGGCUCCCUGGCCUAGCUUUGCACUGCAAAGUUUGCAGCAGCACGUGCAACAAAAUGGCGUCCAGCAUUCAAAAACCCGCUCAGCUUGCAUUAACUAGCCACACACAAGGCAUGCAAGCUCCACCCCCCAGUCGUUCUUAGACUUCUUAUUGGGUGAGCAACACAGCCAAGCAACACAGUUGGAGCCUCCCUCCUCCCUGGCUGGCAGGGAGGGAGGGAGAGGAGCUGCUUCCUUUGAAAUUUAAGGGACAUCAUUUAAGGGACAUCUAUCAAUAAGGGACAGCAGCGGGACAUGGUGCUGGAAUAAGGGACUGUCCCUUCAAAUAAGGGACACUAGACAGCUAUGCAUUGUAGGUCAAGAAACAGCUGAAAACCAGUGCCCAGGAGAAGCCGCUCCGUUCAGCUCUGCAGAUUCAGGCUGAAAAUUUCACGAGGACGGAAAAGGCUUGCAUUCACAGCUUUGCUUCUGAAGUUUGCCUUCUCUGCCCUUCAGAUCUGCAAUGAUCUGACGUGGCCUUUAGAGAUAGAGCUCUGCCACCAGUUCUGAAAGCUGCUCCUGAGUGAUGCAUUGUUGCGGGUCGAAAUGGUCCGUUUAAAUACUAAGAACAAUAAUUCGUAACUGAAGCUUUUCAGUACUAAAAAGUGCCAGAGAGGGGCUAUUGGAGGAGAAAGACUGAAGAGCUGUGAGAGAUGUUGAAGCUGCAUCAGGAAGCUUAAAACAAGAUUGUCAGCGGUAGAUUAUCAAGUAUUUUCCAGCCCUCUUGGGCACAGUAGGCUGCCUUUUCUGAUUACAGGCGCUCUAUAUCCUCCCUGCUCAGCCAUGGUAAUUGCAUCCUUCUGAGCAAAAGCAUCAGACUUGAUCAGUGGUGGUGCAUCCUUACUGUGGUUUGGUUUCAAUAAGGGCUGGCCCAGGACAUUUUUCAUCCUAAGAUGGAGCAGCAAACCCACACCACACCCACAGACCCACACCCACACACCCCAUCAAGAUGCAUAGUAUUCUUCAAAACCAGCCAAGUUAUUUUGGCACCUGAGGCAGAAAAUCCCACAAGCACCUCCCCCUGGGAGGAAAAGUACAAUAACAAUGAACAGAAUCACUUAACAAUGCGUUGCUCUUUCAUGACACCCGUAAUCUGCUGCCAGAGGCAGCUGACUCACUCUGUGUAAUGGUAGGGCGGCCUAGACGCAUGUUUUAGGAUUCCGAUUCUGCAAUAGCAGCUGUCCUAUCAGAACUGCAGUGGUCACCACACUGUUAUCUGCAUCGCCUUUCUUGUUAGCUAUGUGUCUGGGAGGGGUAACCCAAAAGCAUGGCCUUUUCUCAAACCUACAAUAAUAUUUUUAUUAUUUAUAACCCACCCAUCCAGCCACUCUGGGCGGCUUCAAACACAUAUAAAAACAUAAUAAAACGUCAAACAUUUUAAAAACUUCCUAAUACAGGGCUGCCUUCAGAUUCUGGCAAAAAAGUUUCCUGUAUAUUUCACAACUUUAUACAAGGGGAUUUUUAACAGGGGCAGCUCUCCUCAGCUUUGCAUGACCUAACAAAUUUCCUGCUUCUGCACAACUUUUGAAGGUGCACGAAGGAACUCUGCCUGCUUCUGGAUCUAGCUGACUUCCCAGCAUGACAAAGAUUCAUCUGCCUAUCCAAUGGUUUUUUUGAAUGACCAUGACAAAGCCCUGCAUUUAGGCCAGGGACAUCUUUUAAGGAAAGCAGUACAAGCCUCCUGCUGUGUGUCAGGCUAUAUAUCACUAGCUGUAGGGCUAAGAACAUAAGAAGAGCUGGCUGGAUCAGGCCAAUGGCCCAUCUAGUCCAGCAUCCUGUUCUCACAGUGGCGCACGAGAGGCCUGUGGGAAACCAGCAAGCAAGACCUGCGCACAAGAGCCCUCUCCUCACUUGUGAUUCCCAGCAUCUGGCAUUUGAGAGCAACCUGCCUCCGACAAUGGAGGUGGACAGUUCAGGGAUUCCGGCCACAGACUUUUAAAUCUCCCACUAAAGGAGGAAAUAAGGCUUCUACUGCCUGGCUCCCCUCAUUUGCUAUUAUGAGCAUGGCUGCAAAUACAAAAACAUAAUAAAACAUCAAACAUUAAAAACAAAGUAAAUGGGAGAAAUUGUACCAGUGGCUCCCGUGAACCAAAAAAACAGGCCCAUGUAGUAGCCAAAGGGCGCAAAUCCUUUUGCAUUUAAAAAAAAAAGGGUGACUUUAGCCUGUGCAGAUAACAUUUAACAGCCGCAAAACUAGGGCUUUUAAAAUACACUGCUUCUUUCUGAUUUAAUCUUAACUAGCUAAGUCUGACCUUGGAAGUUGCCACAUCUAUGAAAAUUUUAGCACAACAUACUUCCAUUGAGAAUUGCAGACUGGGAGUGGGGUUUGCAUCCUAACCUGGAGAAGCUCUUUGAUCCAACGUGAGGGAAAAGUCCCUCUUUCCCUUGGGAUCUUAGCAAACCAGUCCCUUUCCUGGAGAUAUUCUUGGCCUUGGCAUCAAAUCAUGCCGUUUAUUAGCAGCCAGUUUUUUGCUGCACUGAAAGGGAUUUCUGGCAUAUCCCUCAAGAUCCCUAUUGACUAAGCACAAGUAGCGAUACUGAUGAGUCACUGCAGAGAUGGAGAAGAGCAGUGGCUGGUCUUGCAAAGGCUGCUGCUGCUGCUGCUGCUGCUGCAGGAGGACACAGCAUCUCUCUGCCUAACUUGCAUACUCCGCCCCUAGGGCAAACACUCAAAGCUGAGUUGUUUUUGCUUCACAUGGUUAACACAAAUCUGACUGCACUGCAGCUUGAGUUGUGGUGCUGUUUAUGAGGCCUUGGCCUUUUUCGUUCUGCCAAGUGGUAAGUGGCUCACCUGAUAGGCUCUGCAAGUUGUUAGAGCAUGAGACCAGAGCCUCCCCAGAGUGUCCCUAUUUUCCAGGGACAGUCCUGGAUUUACAGAAGCCAUUCCAGUUUCCGAUUUGAUCCCAGAAUGCCCCGCUUCUUCCUAGGAUAUCCCUAUUUUCAAAAUGUUGGAGGGUAUGGUAGGACGUCCCUAUUUUCAUUGGAGAAAUGUUGGAGAGUAUGGACUUAUCCGACCCUCGAGCCAUCUGAAGGCAGCCCUGUAUAGGGAUUUUUAAAAUGUUUAAUGUUAAUAAAAUAAGAAUAAGAAUAAUAAUAGAAGAAGAAGAAGAAGAAGAAGAAGAAGAAGAAGAAGAAGAAGAAGCAGCAGCAGCAGCAGCAGCAACAGCAGCUGUCCCUAUUUUCAUCAGGGAAAUGUUGAAGCGUAUGUGAGGCUCUUAAUCUCAGGGUCGUGGGUUUGAGCCCUACAUUGGGCAAAAGAUUCCUGCAUUGCAGGGGGUUGGACUAGAUGACCCUCAUGGUCCCUUCCAACUCUACAACUUUAUGAUUAUAAUAUCCAAUAGGAGCAAUUCAGAUAAUGUAGCCAAGAUAUCUCCCCUCAGUGGCAGCAUGUACUUGCUCUUGUCAUGCUCUGUUCCUUAACCACCAGAGACCAGUCAGCCAAAUGAUGUUCCUAGCUGGUGAGCAGAAAUGGGGAGUUUAAAGCAUGGAGUAAGAGAUGCCUCUCCUGUGGACCAUUAAGGCUCUUGAGACCCCAUUAUCCUGCCCCUUGUCUCCACCCAUGCUAUAUUUUAGGACAUCUCCAUUGCAGAGCAAGGGACUCACAGAGACCAAAACUCAUCAUAACAAAAAUAUGAAGAUGGAAGAGCAAAGUUUUAUGGACAGAUUGCACAAUGGGAAGAGCUGGGAGCUGAAUUUCUGGCCUGGGGCAAAUUUGAAGAGAAGGCAGGGCAUACAGCCUGUAUCUCUGGAAAAGGAGAGCUAGCAAGGACUAAGAAAUUCCAGACUGAGAAAUAAGGUAAUACAGUGAAGAUGAGAGCAGAAAUGCUACAACAGGGUAAAGUUAUGUGGGAACAGCCUUCAUUCUCCCUCAUCAAUAGACCCUGGUGUCGACCCAUUCUGAGGAUCUCUUUGAGGGCUGGCUCCAGGUUUGAUCUCUGCCAAGUACCAUUCUGUGAGGGAGCCUUCCAGUCACUAAGAUCCUGUGCGCUUAUCCAUUUAUGUAACUGCAAUGGGCAUCAGGUGGCUUGGGCCUACUAUUAAAAUUUCCCACAAUGCCCCAGAUCAGCGCUAUACCAGCAGCAUUAUGGGAAAUCAAAAUGGCUGUCAGCUGCCUAAGGUUUCCGGGCCUAGCACACAAAAAAUUGCUCCACUCUCUGUGUGUGAUGUUUUGCACACACACCCCUCAAGUUCAUUUAUGAAAAAAAGAAAGAAAAGAGAGCAUGCUUUCCGACAGCCAGCUGUGGCGGGGAAUCGGUUGACUUUGUAACCUUAUACACCCAAGCUGCAGGCAAAAGUUUAAGCUGCUGGAACAACACCCAUUUUGUCUUUGGUUGGCAACAGCUGUACUUUGUUGGCAAAGCUUUGCGCUGGCAGGUCGGGUUUCAUGCCAUGCAUAAGGCGAGCGUGAAGCCUGACUCACUGGGUGUGGUCCUUAAAGAACACAGAGCAGACCAGACAAGCUCAGAAUAGCAACACCAGAGCUGCCUUCUCCUGGCUUUUGCAGGGACUUUCAACUCAGUAACUGUGUGAGACUCCUCACUCACUGCUGUUGCUAGUCCCUCCCGGAUAAUCUGAAGGAGAUGGUGCCAGUAAGGUCAUGUAGUAGUAGUAGUAGUAAUAAUAAUAAUAAUUUAUUAUUUAUAUCCCCCCACCCCAUCUGGCUGGGCUUCCCCAGCCACUCUGGGCGGCUUCCCAAAAAAUGUUAAAAUACUGUAAUACAUCAAACAUGUACAUAAUACCGUUUCCUCUGGCUCUGGUGCAUUGUUUCAAAAUGCAAGGCGCAUGGGGCAACGCAUUGCUGAAGGCCAGAUCCACGGCCCCUGUGGUUGCCUGACCUUGCCUCACGGGUGGACCAGCCCUGCUGGACCCUUUAAAAGGCUAGGCACAGCGCUCAUUUGGCCGUGGCAUUCAUCAAGGGUUUAAAUUCCUAUGGAUGGCAGUGGAUCGAGGCUGCAGCGUUCAUGUGUGGCUGUGCUAACCUUUCAAUGCUCUUUAAAACCUUCAAAGAGAAUCAAAUGAUGCACACAGAUUCACAAUGCCGUUUUCAGUCAACUCACCAGACAGGCUAGGGCUUGUUAUGCUCCUUUGUUAUUCCUACAGGCUUAGUUUCCCUUCCAGGCUUACAAAAAAAAAAAGCACAGGGGGUGGGGUGAGUGAUCUGCUUCUCCUUGAGGGCUGAGCUAGCUUUAUCCACGAACCACCCCUUCCCACUUUAUUUAUUUGUCAUUUCCAUUUCUAGCCUGCCCUUCAUUAAAUUCACAGUCCCAGAAUUAGGUUGAAACGUGGAGGAGAAAUCACGGGUGCAGCUUUGUUGUCAACUCAGGGGCACAGUGUGGGGAGGGCUGCUGGGGCAAUUGCCCUGGGCGCAUUUUUCGGGGUGGGUGUGUGCCACUGCUCCCGCCGCCCUCCCUGAGCCAGCCUUAGAUUAGAUCUCAGUUUUGCAAAGUACCUCAGGGAGGGCGGCCUGAGAAGGAUGCAAUAGCCACAUGCCCUUUGACCCUGGCCGCACAAGGUGGCGAGGCUGGGAUCAAGAGGUACGUGGCUAUUGUGCCCUUCUACAUGCCACCCUCCUCAGAUCCGAGCUUCACAAAGCCACUCAGGGAGGCUGGCAUGAGCGUGCAACAGCUGUCCAGAGGCAUCGACGGCUGGGCAGGCAUUGUGGGCUUCCUCCGUUCCUCACCUCACUUCUGGCACGCAUGCGCAAAGACACAUACCCGUCCUGGGCGCAAGGAGAAAAAAAUUGCCUGGCCAGCUGAUUUUUGGUUUUGCGGUCAACUGGCAGCAAAUUCAAAUCCCCAGCACUACCUCUUUUUGAAAAACAACAACAGUAUACCUUAAGUUUGAGCUCAUCUAUAGCUAACCAAUGUUUGAAGGGCUACCUCUGCAUUUAAAUGUGUGGUUGCGGUGGGAAGAAAUCACACUAUGCUUGUGUUAACACAACCAACCAAAUCAGUCAUGGAAGAUUUCAUACCACUCUGUGGAUAGUAUUCAUACUCCCCUCCAUUAUUAUUAUUAUUUUAAAAACUAACACUAUACCACUUUCAUACAGUCCAAAGACUCCUUUUAUUUAAUACAUGGAUAAACUUGAAAGUCCACGCUUUCAGUUACGCCACACAGACACACAGCAACCCUCUCCCACAAAUACCUAUUUUCAAGUUUUACUGGCCUCUACCUAUCAAAUGAAGGGAUAUUUGGAAUUCUGGCGAACAGGUCACUUGAAAAUCUUAAAACAUAAUUAUAAAACAACAAUAAAGAUUUGAGGAUCAGUUUCAAAUGAGCUGUUUGAGGCACACUCCCAGUAGUUGUUUGUUUGCUUAAAAAAACAAAAACCUUGUUCAUGCUACAUCAGACCUAGUUUGUUGCAAUACAUGCUGAUAUGCAACAUGAUAUGCAGAAUUCUUUGAUAGCAACUGAUCUGUGAUUGUAAUCAUUAUCAAGAUUGAUUGAUUGAUUGAAUCCCCUGGUGUGAACUAGAGGUGGGUGAAUCUGUCCAUUUCAGUUUCUCUCCUUUUCUCAUUUUUCCCUUCUUAAGUUCAGUUCUCCACAUUUCUGUGAUUUUUUUAAAAAAGCCCUCACGAAAAUUCACCAGUAUUUGAAUGUGAAUUUCCCCUAAUAUGCUGUUUUGCCUAAUAGACACAUUUUAACAAAGCAAUUUCCCUAAAUUAGUGUGUUUUUGUAUCUUAUCUUCACUAACAUAGAUGCAUUUUUAUGGACGCUUUUACCUCAGCAUGUGGAUGUAUGUCAACAUUAUUUGGCUUAUGUGCACUGCAACAUUCAGAAUAGCUGUGCAUUUUGAUGGAUAGCUGUGUUUCAGUUCUUGUAUUAUUUCAGAAGGUGCAAAGUAAGUUUGCCCCAAAAUGCAAACUGAACGAAGCUUCUCCACUUUCCCUAGUGUGGAUGCAGCCUUAGCUGAUUUAGGAGGUACCAACCUCUUAUGCAAAAAAUACCCAAAGUCAAAUCCAAAGAACAAAAUGUCCAGCUUAGGGGAAGAGGUGGGUGGAGGUGGGUUUGUUGUGCAAGUGGGCCAAAUCCAUUUUAGUUGUGCAACCGCAAUUUUCUGGUAUGCGAUCAAAUCCUCCCUGCAAAAUAGCAACUGUCUAGAACCCCCCCCCCAAAAAAAACCCUUUCUCCUCUCUAUUCCCACCUCCCCACACGGGAAAAAAAGAUGCCCUCUAAAAGGCUUUUGUGUUGUACAUUUGUAUGGGCUCUCACCAUGCCACUUAUCUGAAGUGCCUUAUUGUCUUGGAUUCAGGAAUCUCUGAUGCUUUUGUGUGGGGAUGAAUGACUCAUCUGCACUUUGCCUAAGUAUGCCUUUGCUGUACAUACUGUCAUGCUACCGUGAAUGUCAAUUGAAGGCGCUCCUCCCCCCCCCCCCGUUUGUUUUUUUACAAAAAGAAAAGCACAAGGAUCAAUGAAAACAAGCCUGAAAAUACCUUUUCCUCCAUUUCACAGGGACCAAAACCAAAGAGGGCGUAGUGCAGAGUGUCACUUCAGGUAAGAUCAUUGCAAAUUCCCACGUUAUGUAUUGAAUUAGCAGGUUCCAUUUUAUGCCUUUGGUUCACUUCCAUGAGUGGCGUUUUUUUCUUAUACCUGUGACUACACUUACACUCUUUGACUACACUUGUUCCCAACAGAAUGGCUCAAUUGGUUAGAGCGUAGUGCUGGCAACGGCAAGGUUGCAGGUUCGAUCCCCAUAAGGGACAGCUGCAUAUUCCUGCAUUGCAGGGGGUUGGACUAGAUGAUCCUCAGGGCCCCUUCCAACUCUAUGAUUCUAUGAGAUUCUGUGAGAGCUGACAGAAAACAUUGCCACUUUCAAAGCAAGCAAGACUUUGGCAAGACUUUUACCAAAAGUUUAUAAUUAGGUCUCCCCCCCCCCCCCAAAGAGAAUGGUUUGCACUGUAGCUCAUCAGAUCUGCCUAUUUCUAUUUUAUGUUUAGUUGCUGAGAAGACCAAAGAACAAGCCAACCUGGUGGGGGAAUCUGUAGUGGCCAGUGUCAACACUGUGGCAAAGCAGACCGUAGAAGGAGCAGAGACCAUUGUCACCACCACUGGGGUUGUACAAAAGGUAGGCCAGAACAUAAGCAUCACAAACACAUGUUCCCCAAACUGGACUUGCCAGGUAAAGCCCAUGGUGGGGUAUUUGUAGCGGAAAGUAAGCAGGCUGGAUGGAUUAAUAACUCCUCACCCCUGACAACCUCACCUCUCAUCCUUCAGUCAUCUGAGAAAUAAACCUGGUGAACUCCAGAUACUUCACACAACAUCUACCAUUGUUCCUGACCACUGGUCAGUCUGGGUGGAGCUGAUGGGAGUUGUAGUCAAAAACCAGAUUGAGGAAGGUUGGUAUAGAUGGUUAGCACUCAGAAAUGUUCUUGGGCUGUGUACACUAUAGCUUUAAAGCACAUUCUUCCUCUCAAGGAAUUCUGGGCACUGUAGUUUAUCCUUCACAGUUACAAUUCCUGGCAACCCUUAACAAACUACAGUACCCAGAAUUCUUUGAGGGAGAAAAAGUCCUUCAGGUGUGCUUUGAAGGUUUAGUGUGUAAGCAGCUUUAGAUGACAUGGGGGAAAAGAGCAGGUGUUCUCAGUCCCAGGAUGGCUAUAUGCAUCUUCUUGGAGGGGGGGGGGCAGGAUAGCACCACCAUUGUCCAGAGUUCUUACACACUCCUCUUACAGAGUCUUCAUUUUCUGCCUAGCAUCUUGACAAACAGAGAAGAUGUUUGUGCUUCAGGGAAACCACAAAGCUUUUUCUUUCCUGCCCUGGCAUGUGUGAAUUUCAGUGCCAAACAACCUCCGUUUAACCGUUCUCGUCUCAGAAGGGGGAUCAACUUUUCCAUUCAGAUGAUGCGGCACAAAGCUUGCUUGCUGCAAUGCAGGCACCGACCACGCGUUCACCAGCCAAUGCUUGCUCAAUUUGUAAGGGAGCCGCGGACGCUGGACCAAUUAGGCAGACAGCAGAUGCUUGGCCUUGUUUUGCUGCAUCGCCUCAGUUCCAUUACAGUUUUAUUAAGGCUCAAGCCAAAGACCAGAAUACGUCAAAAAAUAAGUGAUAAAAUCACAACACACACGGCAAUAACACAUAUAUAUCCUAAAAUACAAUUUGAGAACAAUUGAUUCAGUAGAUUCUCUGUGACAUAGCCCUGAAACAAAACUCUCUGGAGUUUUUCCUCGCAGAGCAUAGAAAGCUAUGGAUCGCAUUUAAAAGUCACAUGGUGCAGGCAGUGGCAGACAUAGAGCAAAGACAACUAUCUUAUUGUCUGUGUAAAGAUAGCAACAUCAGAGGCAAAGGAACAUAUUCUCACCAUCUUCAGAAAUGCCACUCUUCAGUGGAUUAAAAAUAUGUGUGUACUGUGGCUGCUCCCAUCCUCUGCCACUUCUGGAAGUUCCACUGUGGGCAUGAGCUCAGGUAAAUAGUGUGUGUGGCCAAUUUUUGAGACACAAGGUUUCCACCCAACCAGAUUUGCACAAAACAGUGGGUUAAUAUUUAAAAAUUACACAUGUGGCCUCGCCAAGUCUCAGAAAACUGAGGUCCAUCGUGGGCAUGCAUUCAGGUAUCCUUUUUACCUGUGGAUGUGGCCAAUUUUGUAUUUUAUUUUUGAGAUACAACUGAAGUGCUGGCUGCCACUUGGAUGAGGACAACAUGAAAAGCAUGCCCACACAGGAUGCAGCAAAUCCACUUUCGGCAGCCACACUUCUACAGACCUAAGCUUUUGGUAUGUGCCUGAAUCCCUCUCGCAAAAUAGUGACAGUCUGCAGGCAGCCAGUGCGAAAUAUUGGGAGGGCAUGUGAAGAUAAAGGAAUGAUGGAAAGGCUCUUGUUUGAUACAACCAUAAGCGCUGCCCUGUCAUGUUCGGAGUUUGUGCUUCUAACCGGGGAAAACUUGUGAAGUUAUAAGAGAAGAGAGGAGAGAGAGGAAUUAAAUUAAAUAUAUAUUAUGCAAGCUGACACUCCUUCAUCCUGGAAAUGUGUCGGACGCUACUGUUCCAGUUCAGAGAAAGAGAAAAUCUCAAGAGGCUUGUUCCUGCCUGGUUAAAAAUAGAUUGGUGAGUCAGAGAAGUAAAAUCAUGGUGUGCGGAAUGCGGCCUGAGAAACAAACAGAAGAAGAUUCUCAAACACGUCACUCAUCAUUAGAUACGAGCUGAGCAUGCUGGGCAAUCACAGGCAUCUGAUUAAUUAGUUAUAUGUUAAUUUGAUUUUUAAGCCGUUCUCCAUGAACCCUGUUCCCAAGGGUGGUUUACCAUACCAAAGGUUGAUGAACUGAAACCACAAAAUGCCCCAACUUGUGUAAAACGUAUUUGAAAAAAAACAAGAACCGUACAUGGACAUCGGCUAAUUUCACUAGCCUUAUUGAAUCAAAGGCCUGGAUGGAGGAGAGAGGUUCAAAAGCCUGAUGGAAAUCGUGUCAGCCGCACAUCCAAAGAAGGGGGUUCCAUAGAAGAGGGGCCACUACAGAGGAGGCUCUAACUUGUGUCAUUGCAUUAUGGGUUUCACCCAGUAACGGGACAUUUUAAACACACACUUGUCCUGUUCCCAUAUAAAGAAGGGUGGGUGGGUGGAUGUGUGACAGAGAGAGAGAGAGAGAGAGAUUUCCCCAAAAGGAGCAUGUAAGAGAAGAGUGUAAAACCUUUCCUUACCUUGCUGUGCUCCAUGGAUUUAAGCAAUUCCCUCUCUUCCCAGCUCACUAGUACUAUCUGGGGAAAACAGCUUAAAAGCACAUUAAGGAGACAUAGGAUGGGUUUUGCUCCUCUUCUUCCACCAGCACAUGCUCCUUCUUUUCAAAUGCAUUUCAAACCCCCUUGGCUUUACAGAGGAAUGAAUGCUUAAAAUACGCAGUUGUCCAACGUACCCAGCUUAGCCCUGUCAGAGAGUGACAUUUCUUACUGAUCCUCAGCCUCAGUGUCCUCAGUCUAGUCCUCACCAGCCUUCAAAUUUGUGUUCAGAUUCAAAUUUGAAAUUCCAAAUGAGGCAAUUUAUCAGUGUGCAUGUUUCAUUUCUGAACCUGAAUAUUUCGGGUUCUAUCUAUCUAUCUAGUUCUUUACUUGAAUACGUAUUAUCACCACCACAAACCAUACAUUUCAAAAAUUCAACAGUAAACAUACAAGGUCCAGUUAGAGGGAAAUUAUGUAUGCAGUACACAAUUGUAGGCAACCGCCAGAAAAAGCACAGAAUGGGAUACUGGGACUAGGCUUCUUGAUAAACCCCCGUUUUAAUUUUGAAAACUAAAGUUCCAUUGCAGGAAUGGGAAAGCUGUGGCCCUCCAGACGGAACGCCAUUUGCCAUGAGCCCCAGCCAGCAUGACCAGUGGACAAGGUUGAUGGGAAUUGUAGGCCAGCGACAUUUGGAGGGCCACAAAUUCCCCAUCCCUGAUUCAUAGGCUUCGUAGUAUUUGAGCAAUCAAUCAAUAUACUGCCCUUCACCAAACAUCACGGGGGGGGGGGGUUACAACAUAAAGGAACAAAAUGCUAAUAAUAAUAAUAAUAAUAAUAAUAAUAAUAAACGCCACACACCCCACACACAUUUAAAAGGCCAUAGAAUUGACCAGAAUGUGUGGCACGUCUCAGGAGCCAAAGAGGAAUGUCAGUGCAAUUGCGAGUGGUUUCAUUGACCCUCCCUGUGGUGUGUUAGUCUGCCUGUGUCUCAGAUCUACCUAUGUAUAUAUAGAGAUAUAGAGAUAUAGGAGCUGCAACAGAACAGGACGAGGAGGAAGUGCUAGGAAGGAGCAGCAGGGGAGGAAGGAGGAAGCAGGCACAAUAGUCAAGCUUCCCCCUGGUGGCUCAGCGACUGGCGAUGACCUACUCUCAAAACAAUAAAUAUACUGACCUACUGGCUUGAGGAAGGGGAAAACACCAUGGGGACAGCGACCAUUAUUUAUAGGGGCUGUAAGAACUAGAUGGAACUAAUCUAGGAUUGUAACAUAGGCUCUAACAGUUUCUGUUUGGCAAAUAUCCGUUCCCCUGCCCCUAACACCCCACUCAAGCGCCAUCAGAAACCUUCUAGAACAGUCCAAACCCCUGUAGUUAUUAUGUCAUCUCUCUGACCAAGCUGAACAGAGCAUCUGUUCUUGCUAGACACCAAAGUGCCCCUUUGCCGGAGGUAAAACAAUGAAUAUGCAUCCAACCAGGAAGAGGAAAUGGGUAUGUGAGCCCAGCCAGCCAGGUCUGCUGCUGCCUGGGGGUCUGGUCAUGGGGAGCUGGUUCAAUGCCUUCCAUUGCCAGCCUGAUUUUCCUUUGAGGUUGCCAACUCCCCCCUGCUCCCCCCCCCGCCACCGCCAUAAUGGACUGGUUUGCUCUUGAACACUGAACAGCUUGGCAUUCAGAAAUCAGCAGGUGACACUGUGGGGAGGUAAACAGUUUGCCUGGCUGAUGUCUGCACAGCAAGAUGGUGGAAGCUGGUUGGAAAGCUGCCAGAUUUCAUUUUUGUCGCAAGAACGUUGCAUAACCUUGAAAGGGAUUCAGCAAUAACCCUGCUAAGGAGAGGCAGUGAGGCCAAGUGGGCAGAGAUCUUUUGAGAUCUGGAUCCAGAGAAGUCUCACUUCAGCCUUUUUCCCCUGAUGAUAAAAAAACAAACAACUCUGCAAUAGUUCCUCAAUAUGCUUCUGCAGUAUGUUCCUAUUUUCUAGGGAUAGUCUCGGGUUUACAGAAGCCGUCCCGGUUUCUGAUUUGAUCCUGGAAGGUUCUGCUUUUCCUUAGGACGUCCUUAUUUUCACCGGAUAAAUGUUGGAGGGUAUAGAGUUAUGUGACCCACCAAGCCAAUGAAAUAAGUAACUAUACAACCUUUAGAAGACAUCUGAAGGCAGCCCUGUAUAGGGAAGGUUUUUUAAAAAUGUUUAAUGUUUUAUUGUGUUUUUAUAUAAGUUGGAAGCUGCCCAGAGUGGCUGGGGCAACCCAGUCAGAUGGAUGGGGUAUAAAUGAUCAUUAUUAUGGAUUAUUAUGUCCCUAUUUUCACCGGAGAAAUGUUGGAGGGUCUGCUCUUGCCCUCCUAAUGCUCUGCCUUGUGGUUUACGUCCCACAGGAGGACUUAGAGCACCCAGUGGAAUUUGAAGAGCCACCUGCUGCCACUGCUGAAGAUGACGCCCCAGUGGAAGCUACAGAAAUCAGUGCAGAGGUAAAGCACAGCCACAGCCCAGCUAACCCCAGAAUCCUUGGCUGGUCUGGGGUUUUUCUCGCCAUCUAUUGCUCUUUCCUUACUUUCUCUGUGCUGAGCUGGUUUCCAUUUCUUUUCUGCAUACAGGUGAUUUCAGAUCUUUUCUCUGCUGAUCAUAAUGCCAAAAAUACUCCCCUUUUGUUUGUCUUUCCAGCUACAAGCCCAUUCCUGGCCUGUCUGGCUGGAAGCAGAUAGUUGUCAUCAAAAUAAAAUAAAAUAAAAAUAAUACCCUGCCCAAUAGUUGGAAGUGGGUCAGAUUUUCUCCCCAUUGCAUACAUGCACAUUUACUUUGUCCCAGGCUGUGAAAACAUACCCCCUGGGAACUGUAGUUUACUUCUCAUACUGCAACCAUUCCCAGCAUUCUUAUCAAACUACAGUUCCCAGGAUCCUUUGCGGGAAACUCACGUGCUUUGAAUGUAUGGUGUGUAUGCAGCCCCAGUGCUGCAUCUCGGCAAAUGGGUUUUACAGAUUUCUCAAAUGAUGCAAAACCCUAACUUUUCUAUCAAAUUUAAAAGUAGAACAGUGUACAUAGCACAAACUGCCUGCAGCUUGGGGUGGGGUCAAAAAAGAACGACUAUCUGUUUCCAGUCUUUGCUUACUAACCUCAAACUACUUACUGGGGUGAUUCUAGAAUGAGUAGUUUGUAGCUUAAGAGCUGACUUUGAUGGAGCAUUUUUCUGGACCAAGUGACCCCUUGAUAAUGCACUGGGCGUAUUUGUUUGUGCAUAUAUUAAAUCUUAGCAUAUAUCAACUUUUUUCACUAUUUCAUUUUUUUAAACCAUUUUUUAAAAUUAAGUUUCAAAUGCAACUUUUUUUCAAACAACAAACACACACAAUAUAAAUCAUUCAUCCAUGGGCAGGUAAGAAAUUCUAGCUAUAAUUCAUAACUCCAUUCGAAUCCUAUAUGAAUAUACCAAAUCUAUCACUUUAACCAAAAAGGGUGUUAGAAGAAAUACUUUGCAAGGAAGGAAAAUUUAUAAUUCAGGUUCAUUAUAGCCUAUAAAACUAACUGAGUCACAUUCUGGUGGACCUAAGUUCCAGGACAACAAAACCUAGAAGGUUAACCAGAGGGAAAAUGGCUAGCUCAUAGGAUCCCUAGUACAAGCCAAUAACGUUAGCUGAUGCAAAGCUCAGAAGGUACCUUCAGCGCAUUUUGGGGAAUGGUACAUCUCAGGAAAAGUUAGUGUGGUGUUCUUCGGAUUUGUUGGACUCCGUUUCCCAUCCGUCCCGGUCAUCAUGGCUGAUGGCCAGAAACGAUGGGAGUUGAAGUCCAACAAUAUCUGAACUGCCAGCUUUCCCCCUUCCAUGAUUGAAUAAAGCAAAUGAACUCAGGUAUCUGGGGUGCUUACUGCACCUUGUCCCCAUUGUUUUGCCACACCAUUUCUUGAUCAGGUAGUGCCGCCAGUGUGGUGUAGUGGUUAAGAGUGAUAGACACGUAAUCUGGUGAACCGGGUUCGCUUCCCCGCUCCUCCACAUGCAGCUGCUGGGUGACCUUGGGCCAGUCACACUUCUUUGAAGUCUCUCAGCCCCACUCACCUCACAGAGUGUUUGUUGUGGGGGAGGAAGGGAAAAGGAGGUUGUUAGCCGCUUUGAGACUCCUUAGGGUAGUGAUAAAGCGGGGUAUCAAAUCCAAACUCCUCCUCCUCCUCCUCCUCCUCCUCCUCCUCCUCUUCUUCUUCUUCUUCUUCUUCUUCUUCUUCUCCUGUGCCACCAAUUAAGGUGGGUUUUUUGUGUGUCUCUGUGUGUGCCCUUCUUCCCAAGAGCUUGCUUAGUGAUAGCACACCAAGUCAUCAUGUUAGUCCUCAGCUGGGGACCCCACCGAUGGUGCCAUGGUGUCCUUCCAGGUUGGAGAGACAGAUGAAGGUGAUUUCCAUUUGACACCCCAACCCAAUAGGAAGGAGGACAGUGGAGAAUCCCAUAAAUACAAAAAGGAAAGAAGAGAUAUAAACCAGGAAUGUGGGUAGGUGCCUUGUCUGCCAGCCAAUCAUCAGAGGAGAUUCCAGCAGCUGCCCUCCACUCACUGCUAUAGUUCAGAGCAAGUGAGUAGCAGAGCAUGAGACAACCAGCUGCUGCAGAGCAGAGACUAGUUGCUGAUUGCGGUGCAGAGCCAGUCUACACGUACAGAACCCUCAAACGGAGUUAAUUUGCAACUUGAAUUGUUUACAAGGGAAUUGCAUCCUCUGAACGGUUGCUGAAUGGCUCUGUGAUUCUUCACUGAUCAUUCAUUUAGAAACACAUUCUGCCUAAGCAAGAGCCUCCAAAUUCAAUGCCAGAUUUCCAGAGAAAGAAAGUUAUACGACGCUGUGGAACAGGCUUACUCUGACCCACCCACUGUUGGCCCCGACUCCCGACUGACGCAUCCCGUGAGUCAGGGCAGGCCUAAGACAUUCUGCUGCCUGAGGCAAAGGACAACAUGCCCUUCCCCCGACUGCACCCAUUCCAUUUACAAAAACCUGACAGGAAUGGCAUUUGCAGCAUCCUUCAAUACUGGCAAUAGAAAACAUGGUUGGUAAUACGCCACCCUGUGCAAGGCCAACAUUUGACUUCCUCCCCCAGCUCUCUUGGCUCUGGCUUAAGUCAGGCUUUGAGAAGGAAGUGUGAGGCUCUGACAGGGUCCUAGAGGCCUCCUUCAUCCUUCUCCAAGUCUGGUAAGUGCUUGCCCGGCUUUGGGAAGGAGGCAGGAGGAUUCUAGGACCCUGUCGGAGCUCUCACAACUCCUUCCUGCAGCCAGGCAAGUACAGUGGUACCUCAGGUUAAGUACUUAAUUCGUUCCAGAGGUCCGGACUUAACCUGAAACUGUUCUUAACCUGAAGCAUCACUUUAGCUAAUGGGGCCUCCUGCUGCCGCCACGCCGCCGGAGCACGAUUUCUGUUCUCAUCCUGAAGCAAAGUUCUUAACCUGAAGCACUAUUUCUGGGGUAGCGGAGUCUGUAACCUGAAGCGUAUGUAACCUGAGGUACCACUGUACUUACCAGACUUUGAGAAGGUGCCCUCCUCAGCUGUGCAGCCAUACUGCUCACACUGCCCUAAAUCCACCUCUGUAAGAUAGAAUGCUCUGGCACAGGGGUCAGCAAGGUUUACCUUGCCUGGGCCGGUUCACUCCAGCGGAGAUUACUCCGUGGGCCAGAUUGCACACGCGUCUGUGCAGACGCAAUUUCCGGCUGCACAGAAGCGAGUCACCACACCAUGCUGUGCACUGGGACUAGCCAAGCGGGUGGCUCGGUUCGGGGGUGGCUCGGGGGCUGGUUAAACGACCCCCGUGGGCCACUUGUGGCCCAAGGGCCUUAGGUUCCCGACCCCUGCUCUAGCACACCUGGGGGCAGCAAGCUAGUGUAAGGGGUACAAGAUAAGCUGUGUGAUGUACCCAGCCCUGUCCUCAUACAAGGCGGAUUGCCUAGGAGUUCAGGAGGAACAGCAUCUGUUGUCUGAGUCAAUUGCUCACUCUGCCCAAUGGAAGAGCCAAGUUACCCUAGAGAGGAAAUGUAUCUAGGAUGUCAGCAUUCAGCAAAUUUCAGGCACACACGGUAACAUAUAUACAUACACACACACCCCUCCAGAUUUCUCAGGGUCAUUCCACAUUUUCAUUUUUCUGCAUAACAAAUAUAUUCUUUCUCAUUGAUGCAAAGGGUGAAAUAUCUCUUUUCUGACAUUGGCACUUUUGCUGAGGAGGGUGUCUACUCAGCACACUUUAUUGUUUGUUUAUUCCUAUGGUGCCACCAAAAUAACCACUUACGUACAUGCCUGAUCAUAAAUAUCAACAUGUAUGUUGCCUGGCAGAGUGGGGAACCCCUCCUACAGUCUACUUACUCAUUACAUUUGAUGACAGCUCAUUCAGAGGCAUGUUUACUGCUCCUUUUCAAAACUUUCUGCAUGUGUAUAGAGAUCUUGCUUUCCCCUCUGGCUUCGGAGUCGACUUGGAUUUUGGUGGGGGGCAAAUUAACCUGUUUUCUUGUUUUUCUUCUUCCCAGGGCGAAAAUGAAGGAAAUUAACCCUCCUAGUGUGAAAAGUGGGAAUCCCAGGAGUAAAUGCAGAAAUGUUAGCUGCCACCAGAGCAGGGAAAUCACUCAUCCCCUAGGCUAACUUCAUUCAGCACUACAGUCUUUCACUUGCCUCAUACCGACAUAUCAUAGAUGUCUAGCAGACUCUUGACCAUCUGUUUUAGGGAAACUGUGUGCAGCAGAGCUCUGUCUGUCCCCGUCCCCCCCACCUCCUUUGUGGCUUCCUUCCUUCCCCAUCUUCAAAGCCUUCUGAGCGUGUGGUUUGGUAGCCGUGUUAUAGCACAGUCGUGGUUGAAAUUGCUGGUUAAUGUCUUCUGCCCAUUAGCAUCAGCACUUGAGAUCCCUAAAAAUGGUGGACUUUUUUUUUUUUUAAGAAAAAAAGAGAGACAAAAUAAAACAACUUGUUUCAACU